GGAGGCGGGAGGCGGCGCUGAGGGGGCGCCGCAAUGGCCGUUAAUAUAGGGGCCGGGGCGCGAGCGUGGGCGGGGCGCACGGCCCGCCCGCCCAUUGGCUGCCGAGGGGGGCGUGGCCUCCGCAGGGGGGACGGGGCCGCCGUUGGAACUGGUGGGGGGCACAUGGCCGCGGUGAGGGACGGGGAGCGCGGCACGGGGAACAGCGGGACAGGACAGCCCGGGAUGGGGAACAGCGGGACAGGGCAGCCCGGGAUGGGGAACACCGGGACAGGACAGCCCGGGAUGGGGAACACCGGGACAGGACAGCCCGGGAUGGGGAGAGCGGGACAGGACAGCCCGGGAUGGGGAACACCGGGACAGGGCAGCCUGGGAUGGGGCACAGAGGGACAGGGACCGCGGAAUGGAGGACUGCACCCGCACGGCGGGCAGCACACGUACGCGGCCCGGCCCGGUCACACCGCCCGUCGCUACCCCGGGAGGGCCCGCGGCCCCUCCGCGCCACCCCAGAGCCACGGCGACAGCCGGGCACAGCAGAGCACGCUGCACGGGCGGGCUCGGAGGCUGCCCCGCCACCGUUCAGCCCCGUGUCUCAGCCGCAGCCGAGCCCCGCUCGCAGACCCAGGGGACGCGGUGACCCUGCACAGCAGUGACUGUGCCCGGAGUCCCCGUGCCGCCGCAGCGCCCAGCCCAGCUGCGAUGCCCAGCACAGCCCAGCUGCGAUGCCCAGCACAGCCCAGCAGGAACCCACCCCCAGCGCACAGCGGCAUCCAAACGUCCCUCCAGCAGAACUUCACCUGUCCAAGAGUUUAG
Messenger RNA from Passer montanus (Eurasian tree sparrow), 810 nucleotides. RefSeq names its product myosin heavy chain IB-like. The transcript is spliced from 2 exons. The coding region runs from base 34 to 810 and encodes 258 amino acids. NCBI's taxonomy places the organism in Eukaryota, Metazoa, Chordata, Aves, Passeriformes, Passeridae. The record is from RefSeq and is a predicted model, not a curated record.